Molecule: messenger RNA, 5932 nt
Organism: Phymastichus coffea
Lineage: Eukaryota; Metazoa; Arthropoda; Insecta; Hymenoptera; Eulophidae
Product: proteasome activator complex subunit 4A-like
Exons: 15
Coding region: 222-5723 (1833 amino acids)
Biological process (GO): proteasomal ubiquitin-independent protein catabolic process
Cellular component (GO): nucleus; cytosol
Molecular function (GO): proteasome binding; peptidase activator activity
Source: RefSeq, a predicted model, not a curated record
UGUCGAUUCGAUGAUGAAUUGAAAUUUGAAAGCUUGGUAUUACAAGAAUUUCAUUAGUUUACAUAUGGCUGCCGGCGUCGUCAUACAGCAACAUGACUUGAGAAAAAUAAAUCGAGGCUGAUUAUUUCGUCAGAAAGCUCAUUCGCAUUUACGCUGGCGACAGGUGAAUAUUGUAGUAUCAUUCGCUAUUGCUGAUAUCAUCUAGGUUAUAAUCAUUUACGAUGAAUUCAUUCAUGCGAAUGAUGUGCGUGAAAGGAAUGUCCAGCAUCGGAAGUUUGUCAAGCGAUUGUGGAUAUGCAGAAUCAGCUAUGAUUGACAUGCAAUUGUCGACCGAGAGCUUAGACCUGCUGGACGGAUCACCUUAUCAAACGGAGAUUGCCUUUAACAAGCUUCUACCUUACUCUGAUAAACUUGAUGAAGAAGCUGAUAAUUUACUUGCUUAUAUUAAGGAAAAUCUUGGGAGAUGUGUUAUAACGAGAGAUAUCAAUCCUGGCUGUGUUUAUUGGUCUCAAAUGCUAACAGAAUAUAUUCUGCUGUAUGGUCUAAGAUUUACUAAAGAAGAACAUGUAGUGCUUGUUAAAUUGAUGUAUGAGUUAAUGACAAUUCCAAAGUUGAACUCCACUUAUGUAUCAAAUUUUGGAUCAAUUUUAGCCAUUUUAUUAAAGAAAAAAGAAGUACUUUCUCCAGAUGAUCUACAAUUACCAUGGAAACCUUUAUUUGACCUCUGUACAGAUGCAUUUUUGCAAAAAUAUAAAUUAAAACGCGAUGAUCCAUCUCUAGUAAGCACCUUGGAAGGUUUGAUUAAAGACAUCAGUCCUUAUUUUCCACCAAGUGCUACUCAAGAAAUUUUAGAUGAAUUAAUGCCAAAGCUGUGUCCACUUGAUGCGCAAUCUAUAAAUCAAAUAUUUAGAGCUUUCAGCUUCCUACCAGUGCAAUUACAUCCAAAAUAUCAUUCCAUUGGACAUGAGUUAUGGCUUAAUGAAUUUAUGAAACUCUGGAAAGUCUACCACAAUCAAUCUCUAUGGGAGUAUGACCUUAUGAAAUUAAUUGUCAGAUUGGCCUGGAACAAUAUUGGUUACAUUGACUGGAAUCCAUACAUACCGAUGAUGUUCACAAAGUUCUUUCGUGCCCUGAACUUACCAUGUUACUACAAGAAAAUUCCAAGUGCUUCUUACCUUAGUAUAGAAUCACGUUCUGUAAGCCAGUGGAUAGCAUCAGUUCUGGGUGGCAAUUCAUGUGCACAAACUUACUUGGAUAAAUUGCUAAAAUCUGUAGAAACUUACUUGCAUCCAGCUAAUCAAGGUCCGUGGGUAGAUAGUCUACAAGAUUGGUUCUUUCAACUCUGUUUUUUUUUCGUUCGACGAAUUCAUAAAGAGCGGUUCUCCAAGCCAACUUGGUUUACUCCAAUUCCUGACAGUCACAAAUUGAGCGAUGCAAACAUCGACGCUUUCGUUGAUAGCAUGAUGCCUGUGGCGAUGAUCGCCGUGUUCAACAAUAGAUGUUCUGUUGCGUUUUUUAAUAUCAUUAAGUACUUAGCGAUUCUACGUCCUAACAAGAUUAUUUUUAAUUUACUCGAGAAAUUCUCGCCGACAAUUGGAACUCAAAUUGAAGAACAUAAGGCAACUUUUGCUAUGAACAGUAUGGUUGCUAUAGCUCGACCAUUAAUUCAAGGAUCAAGUUACUUCAGUAAAGAACACGCGUUUGUUGACGGACCAUCACAUGCUUUAUCAAUUCUUUUCUCAUGUCUGGCGAAUAUCGAUCCAAAUGACACGUCGAAGUGCUUGCACACCUUCAAGUUGAUAACUACCUACGUCAAUCAAAUUCCCGUGGUCGACUGUUCGCAAUCUCGCGGAGAAAAGACAGAAGAUGAACGUCUUGUCUGCGAAGAGACUUCGCGUUUCGAAGACUUCGUCUUACAACUGAUGGAUAAACUAUUUACGUUGAUCGACUCGAGUGCUUUAGAAUCGGUUCGUUUGGAAGGUCAACCAAGCGACAGGAAGAAAAAUCCCUUGGAAACGAUGAUGGAGCAUUCGGUGUUUGCGUUAUUCAAGAGUCUUCUGUUGCAGAUGAGUGAUGCGAUUUUUAGUAGCGCACUUAACAAAUUACGUCAUUUCAUUGAGGAUAGUAGUUUGGAGACCAAAGUUGCUGGUCAACUGGUCGCUUAUCUUUGUUAUGCGUUCGGUCGUGUGAAUGCGCAAGCGACUAUGCGAGCUUUUGUACCAUAUCUCAAUGAAAAAAUUCUCGAUGCUCUCGGUGACGGUGAUGAUGUACUCAAAGAAGAAAAUCUUGAUAAUAAGCUACUUUAUCAUCUGUUAUUACUUCAAGAAACUCUGUCGACACAAGGUGAUGCUUUGUUGCCUUAUAUGGACAUGAUCAUCAAAGUUCUUGACAAGGUGAUAAAAUUCAAAUCACUCGAGGGCCAACAACUCGCUGUUUUGAUGCUCAAAAAUGUUUUGGAUUCGCUGUGUUCCGUAAGAUGUUUGAAGAUGGAGAGGAACCUUGACGAUCUGAAUUAUCCAUACUGGAGUGAAUGGGGUGAAAGUGUCGAGAUCAAUACCGCCGAAAUAAGAUGGUACAUGCCUGGCGAACAAGAAAUCACUGCUGCCGAAAUGUUGUUCAAACGUUAUUUUUUACCUGCUGUCGCUCAUAUCCAGAGUUACAUUCAGGCAAACAAGAGCGAUGGACAAUUACGGGAUGAGCUGCAGAGAAAUCUACGGAUAAUAAACAAAGUCUUGGUUGGUUGUAAAGCGGUUUUUCCAAAUUGGUCGGAGCCAGCUUUGUUAAAUGAACCGUAUCAGUCUUGUACUGUCAAUUUCUUACCGAAUAUUGGCAAUAAAUAUGAAAUAAAUAUGCCUGAUCGCACAAAUGUCAGACAGUUUCUUGUACACCUGGUCACAUCACUUCAGGAGAUGAUUCUACAGAACGUUCAAGAUGAUAUUAAAAGUCUUAUACUUAUCGCUUAUAUCUUGGAUGAACUUUCAAUGAACAGAGCAAAAGCUUUGAUAAAUUUAAAUUCACACCGUCGUUACUUCAGAGCGCAAAAGGCGUCGCUCGAAAACAAAAUUACUGGUGAUAAGGGUUAUUUCCCAACCAUCUUGCUUACUCGUGUGGAAAUUCAGCACGCUCUACGUAAUGUACAAAGCGCGCGUUCUUUCACUGCAACGAGCAAGAACAUCGUUAUGAAUUUAUUCAAACUAAGUAUCAGUCAGUACAGUGCUAUUCGUUCAUUAGCCCAAACGAUUCUAUUGGACGUGAUGAACGAUUAUCCUAAUGCAUAUCAAUUUAUUACUGACGAGAUCAUUGAAGUGUUUGAUAGAGAUACCGAAACUCAUCAUGAUGCUUAUAAAGGUGCUUUAUAUCUGCUUAACAAAAUAAGCAAGAAUCUAUUAAAAGUGGGCGAUUGGCAAAUGUUUAAUAAGUUACUUCCAGCUUUUGUGUUAGCCAAGCCGUCUGAAAAGCUAACGGUUAUCGCACAGCAAACGCUAGCCGUUCAAGUGUUCAUGAAAUGUUACAAUACAAUUAAUAUUAAGCUUGAAGUCCCGAAUAGUUGUAUAGAAGCAGCUUCUAAAUUAUGGACUUGCGGUGUGCAGCCGAUUUCUCCGCCACCUACGGAGCAACAAAUUCAAUUGGGUAUUGAAACUUUACGCAUACGUGGCGAAGAAAAUCUGAAGCUCUAUUAUGAUACUCUGGACAAACUGUUGAACGCCAUUCUUGAAAAGAAUCUCCACUGGCGACAUCGUCAGACCGCUAUGAGUUUCAUCGAGAAUCUUAUAGAUCCUGAUCACCCAUUACCCACCUCGGUUGUACGUUACUUCCUCAAUGCUCUCAUCUGCGAGUCUAUCGACGAAAGGAAGCUUGCUUGGCAAGUGGUACCUGCUAUUCUAUAUCAGCUUAAAAAAGAGCAUCCAAAAGUACAAAUAGAAACUCCAAAACAAGUUGAAAAGGGUUGGAACCCAGGACCGAGAGCAGACAACGCCUGGCUGCAGUACAACCGCGACAAAUUGCCAAGAACCGCGAAAGAAUGGGACGAGCCUCGUUACCUUCACAAAAAUUAUGUCGGUUACUACGCUUGGUCUAAAAAACUCGAAGUUUAUGCUCCAUCUAGUCAACAACCGAACCUCGACAAAAACACUCGUGAAUGGAACGAUCAGGAAAAGGAGAUCGAUUAUUUCUUCAGUGAUCAACAAAAUGUUGACAAACUUAUCGCUUUCAACACUCUUGAGGAGAAGAAAGGUCGCGAUUUCUUCAAUAUCAAUCGUUGUUCGAUCUUCAAAGGUAUUGCUAUAAACCACGGUGACGCUCAUUUGGCCAAUUUCUUGCCACACUUGGAACGAAUGGUUCAGGAUAAACAAGAAAGUAUGCAACGUUGCGCGACUGAGAUAAUUUGCGGGUAUAUUCGAGGUGCCAAGCACUGGAAUUUCCAGAUGACCGAAAAUCUUUGGAAACAUUUUGUGCCAAUCAUUAAAGUGGCAUUGAGUAAUAUCACCGACGAGACUAUGAUGGAUUGGUUUAUAUGCUUCAGUUAUGCAUUUCAAAAUAGAGAUCCAUCGAGGAUGCAUUGGUUGGUCGAAUGUCUCAUGGAAGAGUCUGAACUUGCACAGUCCGAAGUUUCCUUUGUUGAAUGCGCUAGGUUACAGGUACUUAGGGGUGCUAUUUGCCAGCAGAUUUGGCGGCUCAGCGAGUUGCUAAAAAGAUUAAUCCACAGGAUAGAAAGUCGACUAUUGGAUUGUCCGUACGAUAACGUAAGAGAUCGCUUGGCAUCAAUGCUCGUUAUGAUUUUCAACGUCAACAUGAAGUUUAAUAAAAAUCAAACGAGUAUUUAUCCAGAGAUUCAAGACUUUGUAGACAAGGUUUACCCACGUUUGGAACCAAUGUUAACAAUCGACGAUCGCAAAUCGGAAAAAUGCGUGAAACCUUUACGUCUUUUAAAAACCGUAUGUACGUGGGUGUGUCGAAGUGUGCAAGGUUCUCAUUUUGGCGCGAUACCCAGUUUUUACAAACUCUAUCCGUUGAUCAGUCAAUUGGAAAAUGAAGAACAAAACGAGGAAUUAGCUGCCGCGUGUUCAAAGACAUUAGCUACACUUGGAUCCGCUAUCAUACUGCCCGAGUAUGUGCCUUUUGCUUUACAGACGUUGAGCAAGUGCUCGAAAAGCUCAUCGUGGUCAGUUCGAGCUGGCUCCAUAGAAUUCCUUCAGGUUUUAUUAUUCCAUAAUAUGAGUACCUUACUCAGUGAUAAAGCAUGGAUCACUGAGAUAAGAGUUGUACUAAUGCGACUGAUCAAGGAUGAGAGAGUUGAAGUUAGAGAAACUGCUGCGCAGAUUCUGAAUGGCAUGUUGCAUUGCACCCUUAUCGAAGAUCACGAGACACUUUUGGAGGACUUUAAGAAGUUGGCAAAAACUAAGUUACGCAGCAGAAAAGCUGAAUCGUCGAGUUGUGCGACUAAUGCGAUUUAUUUGCGUCAUGCUGGUGUGCUCGGCAUGUGUGCCUUUAUACAAGCACAUCCAUACGAUGUUCCUGAGAUAAUUCCACCUAUUUUUGAGCAUCUGAGUAAUCAUCUCACUGAUCCAGAACCCAUUCCCACUACGAUACGCAAAACCCUGAAUGACUUCAAGCGCACGCAUUGCGAUGGCUGGACAGGUCUACAAGGCUUGGCAGAGAGCUUAACGCCGGAACAGUUCGCAUUACUGCAAGAUCUGACAGUGCCGCCGUCUUAUUACGCUUAAUUUUUACUGAAAGAAAAAAGAAGUAAAUUAAGAAUACCACUUUGUAUAGAAGAGGUUUUUUUUAUAUUGUUUUACUUUGCACUUACUUAAGCGCUCAGAGUGUUUUUAAUUAUGUGAUAGAGAUUAUUCUAAAUAAGGUGCUUGAAAUUCGUAUUGGUUAAUUAUUGAUGGUUAUUUAUUGUAUGUUAGUAUUUUUCUACUUAUCAAUA